AAAAUAUAUAUUUAAAUAAAAAAAUAGAUACAAAAUUUAACUAUUUGUUUAGAUAUGAACAAUAAUUAUUUAUUUAUUUUUUAAAUAAUCAGUUUAGUGUUAAUUAAAUAAAUAAAAAAAAAAGUGUUACUCAAAUUGUGAUAAAUUUUCAAUUGGCUAUUAGACAUUGAUCACGUUUGGAUCCAGCUGCAGCUUAUCUCAUUGAGAUCAACAAAAACAUCUUAUUAGUUACCUAGUAUAUUAAUUAACAACAACAAAAAAAUGGACAACAAAAGCUCGCCAAUUAUUAAUUUUCAUCCAAUAAUAUCAUCAAUUCAGAAAAUAGCACUCUAUGAAACAAAAUCUAGAUUUUACCUGAUGGGAUCUAAUAACACACUGUCACGAUUUCGAGUAUUAAAAAUUGACAGAAUGGAGCCAAAAGAUUUAAUUGUUGUAGACGACAAAGUAGAAUAUAAUCAGAAUGAAAUUGCAGAGCUGGUAAAUAUGAUUGAUGAUGGAAAUCGUAAUAGAGCACAGAGAAAUAAAUUCAGUGGUGUUACGAAGAUUGUAUCAGCAUUUGGCAUCGUUGGAUUUAUCAGAUUCCUUGAAGGAUAUUACAUAAUUUUAGUGACAAAAAGAAGACGUGUUGCUGCAAUUGGUCAUCAUACAAUAUAUAAAAUUGAGGAUACAUCAAUGAUUUAUAUACCAAAUGAUUCAGUUAGAAUAUUUCAUCAAGAUGAACAGAGAUAUGUCAAGAUGUUUCAAAGCAUUGAUUUAAGUAGUAAUUUUUAUUUUAGUUAUUCUUAUGAUAUAACUCAUACACUACAAAGUAAUCUUGCUCCACCAAAACACAUAAAAUCAGAUUUAUUUAAAGACAAUAAUACUGAUGAAAGUGCUGAUUUUUUUAACAUGUGGUCAACAAGAAAAGAUAAUCAUAAAAAUGAAUAUGGAGAAAAAAUAAUUGAUUAUGGAAUAAGAAGUAAUCCACAUCGUCGUUUUGUAUGGAAUAGUCAUUUAUUAUCACCAGUUGAAAAAGAUUUACAUCAUGAUUGGAUAAUGUAUAUAACACAUGGUUUUAUUGGUCAAUCAAAUGUUAGUAUAUUUGGUAAAUCAAUAUAUAUAACAUUAAUAGCACGUCGUAGUAAUCGUUAUGCUGGUACAAGAUUUUUAAAACGUGGUGCAAAUGAUGAUGGUGAUGUUGCAAAUGAAGUUGAAACAGAACAAAUUGUACAUGAUUCAUGUGUUAGUUCAUUACAUAAUGGUAAAUUUAGUUCAUUUGUACAAAUGCGUGGUUCAGUACCAGGUAAUUGGAGUCAAGAUAUUAGUAAAAUGGUACCAAAACCAACAAUAUCAUAUGAUCUUGCUGAUCCAUAUUUUGAAAUUUCAAGUUAUCAUUUUAAUGAACUAAUGAAACGUUAUGGUACACCAAUAAUAAUAUUAAAUUUAGUUAAAAAACGUGAAAAAAAAAAACAUGAAAGUAUAUUAAGUGAAGAACUUGAUACUGCUGUUGAAUAUUUAAAUCAAUUUUUACCAAUUGAUUAUCAUAUACAAUAUAUUAGUUUUGAUAUGGCCAGAAUGAAUAAAGGUAAAACAGCAAAUGUCAUGGGUAGAUUAGGUAAUAUUGCAAAUAAUGCUGUUAUUAAAACUGGUAUAUUUCAAUCACAAUAUAAAUAUCCAUGUCAAAGUAAUUUUUUUGAUAAUAAUAAUAAUUUAAAAAAAUUAAAUAAUACAUUAUUACAUAAUUAUGAUGAUAAUAAUCAUAUUAAUAGUAAUGAUGAUAAUAAUAGUAUUGAAAUAAAAGGAACAUUACAAACUGGUAUAAUACGUACAAAUUGUGUUGAUUGUCUUGAUAGAACAAAUACAGCACAGUUUGCAAUUGGUAAAUGUGCAUUAGGUUAUCAAUUAUGUGCACUUGGUGUACUUGGUCAACCAAAAUUAGAAUUUGAUUCUGAUUGUGUUAGAAUGCUUGAAGAAUUAUAUGAAGAUCAUGGUGAUACACUUGCAUUACAAUAUGGUGGUUCACAACUUGUUCAUAGAAUAAAAACAUAUCGUAAAACAGCACCAUGGACAAGUCAAGGUAAUGAUAUUAUGCAAACAUUAAGUCGUUAUUAUAGUAAUACAUUUUCUGAUCAAGAAAAACAACAUACAAUGAAUUUAUUUUUGGGUUUAUUUAUACCAAAAGAAGGUAAACCACAAAUAUGGGAAUUAUUAACUGAUUAUUAUCUUCAUCAUAAAUCAUCAGUAAUAUAUAAUAAAAGAAAAAAAUUAUUAACACAAUGGUAUGAUGAUGAUUUGCUUAAAUGUUUACCAUUAUCAUUAUAUCAAGUUACAAAAUCAUGUACAGAAAUGAUACAAGUACAUAAUACACAAGAAGAAAUGAUUGAUAUUUAUUAUGAUUAUUAUAGACCAUAUGAAUUAACACCAUUAUUAGAUUUAUAUGCAUAUCAAGUUAGUCAUUCAAUACGUGAUUUUAUGCCACAUUUUACAACAAAUUAUAGUCCAUUUGCUGUUAGAAUACGUCCUGGUAGAAGACGUGAAGAAACAUCAACAAAUAAAAUUGUUAAUAUUAAAAAUCCAUCAAUGACUGGACAAAGUUCAACAAGUUCAACAGCAUCAAGUGCAAGUUCAUCAAUUGAUAGUAGUUCUGAUGAUGAUGAUAAUAAUAAUCAUAUGAAUUCAAUUGAUUCACAAUCAUUAUCAUGGAGAGAAACAAAUGAAUACAUGACAUUUGAAAAUUUAUUUCCAUCAAUGAAAGAUGUUUAUGGUACUGAACCAACAAUACCAGGACGUACUGAUUUAGUUUUGUAUAAAAGAUUUGUUAUGAUUGGUAAAAAUGCAAUAUAUCCAAGUGAUCAUUCAAGUGCAAGAUUUCGAAUGGUACAGCUUGCAACAUUUCCAGAUAUUGCACCAAUUAAAAUUCAAUUACCGAGAGUUGAAGAUUAUAGUAUUUCUAUUUAUGAGCAGUAUGUUGAGAGAGGAAAAAAUGGUGGUUUUCAACCUUCACCAAAUGAUUUAAAGCUUUAUGAAAAAUAUGAAAAUCAACAAAAAUUGUCACUGGGUAUUGCAAGCAAGGAACCAUUUUAAUUUAAUUUGUUAUUCAUUGAAUUGUUUUUCUUUUUUUAUACAUAAAUAAAUAUAUAUAUAUUUUUUUUCAAGUUAGUUAUUUAAGCUAAUAAAAUACUUGUUUAUGAUAAUUAUGUUUAAAUAUCUAAAUAAAAAUUUUUAUUAAAUACAUUAAUGCAAUUUUAUUUAGAAAAAAAAAAAAAAAAAAAUGACAAUACAAAAGU
Messenger RNA from Aphidius gifuensis, 3266 nucleotides. RefSeq names its product polyphosphoinositide phosphatase (gene FIG4). The transcript has 4 exons. The record is from RefSeq and is a predicted model, not a curated record. Gene Ontology annotation, biological process: phosphatidylinositol dephosphorylation. Gene Ontology annotation, cellular component: intracellular membrane-bounded organelle. Gene Ontology annotation, molecular function: phosphatidylinositol-3,5-bisphosphate 5-phosphatase activity. NCBI's taxonomy places the organism in Eukaryota, Metazoa, Arthropoda, Insecta, Hymenoptera, Braconidae. Bases 262 to 3063 code for a protein of 933 amino acids.